AUGCCCACCUUACUCAUCGAUAUACCGAAAGUGGAAAAACUAACGUGCGGAACUGGUCAACCUGCUCAGCGUGGUCGUAGGAAGCCAUUGGUAUGGAAGCGAAGGCAUCCGUGGUUUGAUAGACAAUGGUCUCUUGAUCUUAAGCGUGCAAAGAAGGGCCCUGCAACGCCACAGUACCCUGACGGAGUGCCGUUUACCCAGAUUCGAGCAUUUCAGUCUUUUGCCGGAAGGUCAUGGAAAAUCAAUGCAGGGCGUCGCCGGAAGAUUCGUCUUUCCCUAAAGCGAGGCCGUCGGAAGCUUUUGUGA
Molecule: messenger RNA, 306 nt
Organism: Trypanosoma rangeli
Lineage: Eukaryota; Euglenozoa; Kinetoplastea; Trypanosomatida; Trypanosomatidae
Exons: 1
Coding region: 1-306 (101 amino acids)
Source: RefSeq, a predicted model, not a curated record